AUGGGCCCCGAUCCCACUGGCAGCAAUGCAAUCUCGCCCCUUCGCAAAGUCACCUCGUCGGUGACCUGGGGCUGGUAUGCCAUCUCGCUCAGCUGGGGGGGAAUUGCCGUGCUGCUGCACCAGACCCCGCAUCAAUUCACCGGCCUCAACACCAUCGGCACCAUCAUCUUCAUCGCCAACCUGGUCCUCUACACCACCGUCACUGUGUGCCUCCUCGUCGAGGCCGUCCAGCCCCGCAAGGCCCCCAAGCCCUGGGAAGACGAGUCGCCCAACUUCGCGGCCCGCUGGCUGCAUAUCAAGAACCCCCAGGAUGUCUUCUUCAUCCCCGUCGCGCUGCUCGCCUUCGCCACCAUCAUCUUCGGCACCGCCUCCUAUGGCACGUCGCACUGCGGGCGCUGGCUGAUCCUGACCCUCAAUGUCUUCUUCUGGAUCUACACGGGGGGGUCCCUCCUCCUGGCCAUCGCCCUGGGCUGGUGGAUUCCCUACACCGGCACCACGCACGGCAGCCACUACGCCAUCGUGCAAGUCCUGCCCUACUUCCCGCCCAUGCUCAGCGGCACCAUGGCCGGGCUACUCGCUCCGAAUCAAGACCCGGCGCAGGCCGUGCCCAUGCUCGUCGGCGGCACCACCAUGCAAGGACUGGGCUUCCUCAUGUUCCUCGUCAUUCUGGUGCAGAGCAUGACCGAGCUUGCGACGGAAGGGCUCCCCACCCCCGCCGUCCGACCGGAGAUGUUCAUCGCGGUCGGGCCCCCCAGCUUCACCAUCAUCGCCAUGGUGAGCAUGGCCGAUGCGGCCGUGGACAAAUUACCGGCCCACUACAUCAGCGCCGCGACGAGCGUGCGCACCGCCGACGUGCUGUUGAUCGUGACCGUCGCGGCGUCGGUCUUCCUCUGGGCCUUGGCCUUCUUCCUCUUCUGUAUGGCGGCCCUGAGCAUGCUCGAGGCGCUGUGGCAUCGCACGAUUCAGUUUGAGACCCUCUGGUGGUGCAUGGUGUUCCCGAUUACCGGGUUGGUGCUGGCGACCAUCGACCUGGCGGAGUAUUUGAGUUCGGCGCCGAUCUCGUGGGUGAGUUCGGGCAUGACCAUCGCGCAGGUGGCCUUGUGGUUGGUCAUUACGGGGUGUCAGUUGUUUCGCUGGGUGUGGAAGCGGGAGUUUUAG
Aspergillus ibericus CBS 121593 is the source of this 1158-nucleotide messenger RNA. Its product is annotated as tellurite-resistance/dicarboxylate transporter family protein. Gene Ontology annotation, cellular component: membrane. The transcript has a single exon. Bases 1 to 1158 code for a protein of 385 amino acids. NCBI's taxonomy places the organism in Eukaryota, Fungi, Ascomycota, Eurotiomycetes, Eurotiales, Aspergillaceae. The record is from RefSeq and is a predicted model, not a curated record. Gene Ontology annotation, molecular function: malate transmembrane transporter activity. Gene Ontology annotation, biological process: malate transmembrane transport.